Molecule: messenger RNA, 1485 nt
Organism: Tetrahymena thermophila SB210
Lineage: Eukaryota; Ciliophora; Oligohymenophorea; Hymenostomatida; Tetrahymenidae
Product: dual specificity phosphatase domain protein
Exons: 5
Biological process (GO): protein dephosphorylation; negative regulation of MAPK cascade
Cellular component (GO): cytoplasm
Molecular function (GO): protein tyrosine/threonine phosphatase activity; MAP kinase tyrosine/serine/threonine phosphatase activity
Source: RefSeq, a predicted model, not a curated record
AUGAAGAAGUAGCUUGAAGUCUCAAUUAUCGACAACAAUAUAUUCUAUAACUUAUUGCAAAGAGCAUCAUCUUCAUCAAAGAACAAAAAUAAUUUUAUUAUUUAUGAUAUGUCUGGAGGUGAAUGUUUGACUGAUGACUUCUAAAAUUUUAUUAGCAUAAAUGAAGAUGUCUCAAAGUUGCUUAAUUAAGGCAAAGAUGAGUCUGUCAAAUUAACAGAAAUUUAAAAAAUACUAUCAAAGGAGAAAGAAGAGCUCUUCAGUAAGUCUAAGAGAUAUUUUAACUUCCUCCUCGUCCAACCAAAAGACAGCGAGUUUAUAAAUCUGUUUAAUCAGGUUUUACAAUCAUUGCAGAAAACUAAUAAUUAGAACUUAUCAGAUGAGGAAAUCAGAAGCAAUUUGCUCUUGCAUAGCGGUUAAAUAAAGAUUGAAUGCGAUCUAUUAGCAAACGAAAUAUAGAAGAAAUUGCAGGAGCAUCCAGAUAUUGAAGCAAAUUGUAGUUAAUAAAUAUCAAACUGGCGUAAAACUUUAUCACUUUACAAGAUUUUAAGAAAUAAUAAAAUCAAUGAAAUCCAUAUCCUAAGAGAAUCCGCACAGUCAUUCUUUAAUUCUUAUCCUUUUAUGCACAAUUACUUCAUCAGCUUGAAUAGUGCUUCUUAGUAGAGUUAUCCUAAUGAUAUUUUAUUCAAUCGUAUGUACUUCGGUAACUGGAAACACGCAUCAAACGAAGAGAUCAUCAACUCAAUCGGAAUUACUCACAUUGUAAACAUGACCUGCGAAGUUGAUAACUACUUUGCAUCUAACCAUUAAAAUGUAUAACUUUAAUAAGUCAUAUUUGAAGAAUUACCAAAUUUGAAUUUAAGCUAAUCUCCAUCACAAUGUGCAAAUAUUUAAAAUUCUACAAUGACAGCAUCAAUAACCACUAAAUCUAUGCAUAACAGCAUCAUCACUACUACUACAACUACUACUAAUACACCAAUGCCAUAAACAACUUAAGCAUAAUCUAUCAAUUCUUCUCACACUCCUAAGAAUAUAACUUACCUGAAAAUCAAUAUUGAAGAUGAGGAUACUUCAAACAUACAAUAGCACUUCAAAGAAACUUAUCAAUUCAUUGCAUCUGCAAUUAGCAAACCCAACAACAAAAUUCUUAUCCACUGUGCACAAGGAAAAUCUCGCUCAGCUACUAUUGUUUGCAUGUAUUUGAUGAGGACAUUCAACUGGAGCUUUGAUUAAACCUUAAAAUAUGUUUAAGAUAGAAGAGAAGUUGCUAAUCCAAAUUAUGGGUUCGUAGAGUAAUUAAAAAGCUUUGAAUAAAAUUAAUUUAUGUUUGAUGGUGAAUCAUUAGACGAGUUUGCUCAGUCCAAAAAAUAGAAUCAAUUAAGUUAAGUAUCUGACUAAGCAGAAUUGAAUGAAUCAAACAGUGUAAAAAAAUAAUUGAUUCAAAAUUUUGAAUAAUCUGUAGUAGAAGACAUUUAGAUAGCUUAAUGA